GUCGAUUUGAGACGCACCCAGAUGCAUGCUGGGAAAGUGACGGCUGUUUUAUUUACCAGCUUCUAGCUAGCUUAUAUUAUUAUAUGGCAGUCAUAAAGUGACGUUUAAAAGAAUUAUUGCUUUUUUAAAAAAUAAUGUUUACACUACAAAAACGGAUCUAAGUAAACGGAUAAACAAGGAUUGUUUAAUGAUAAAGAAUGGCGGAGGCAGAAGUGAUCAGCAAUGCCACCAGCACGGAGGAGAUGAACGGGGCUGGGAACCUGAUGGACUUCCUUGAUGAACCUAUUCCUGAUGUUGGCACAUAUGAAGAUUUCCACACCAUCGACUGGCUCAGGGAGAAAUCCAGAGACACUGACCGCCACAGGAAGAUUCGAAACAAGCGGAAGGAAUCUAUCUGGGAGCUUGUAAAGAGCCUGCUGGAUGCCUGGUCAGGAUGGGUGGUCAUGCUGCUUAUCGGACUACUAUCAGGCACUUUGGCUGGAGUCAUAGACCUUGCUGUGGACUGGAUGACAGACCUUAAGGAGGGAGUUUGUCUGUCUGCAUUCUGGUACAGCCAUGAGCAGUGCUGCUGGACAUCCAAUGAGACUACAUUUGCCGACAGGGACAAAUGUCCUCAGUGGCAGAAAUGGGCUGAGUUGAUGACAGGACACACUGAGGGUGCUGGAGUAUAUGUGUUAAAUUACUUCCUGUAUGUGCUAUGGGCACUGUUCUUCUCCUUUCUGGCUGUGUCUUUGGUACGAGUUUUUGCUCCCUAUGCCUGUGGAUCAGGAAUUCCAGAGAUUAAGACAAUCCUAAGUGGGUUCAUAAUCCGGGGUUACCUGGGGAAGUGGACCCUGCUGAUUAAGACAGUCACUCUGGUGUUGGCCGUGUCGUCUGGUCUGAGUCUGGGAAAGGAAGGACCGCUGGUGCACGUGGCCUGCUGCUGUGGGAACCUCUUCUGCAGCCUUUUCUCCAAAUACAGCAAGAACGAAGGCAAACGUAGAGAGGUUUUAUCGGCUGCUGCGGCUGCUGGAGUAUCUGUGGCGUUUGGUGCUCCAAUAGGUGGCGUGCUUUUCAGCUUAGAAGAGGUUAGUUAUUACUUCCCACUUAAGACACUGUGGCGCUCGUUCUUUGCUGCACUGGUUGCUGCCUUCACGCUGCGCUCCAUCAACCCAUUCGGCAACAACCGUCUGGUGCUAUUCUACGUGGAAUAUCACACACCGUGGUACAUGGCGGAACUAGUUCCCUUCAUCUUGCUUGGAGUAUUUGGGGGCCUCUGGGGCACCCUGUUUAUCCGGGGUAACAUUGCCUGGUGUCGCCGCAGGAAGACCACUCGUCUCGGCAAGUACCCUGUCUUGGAGGUAAUUGUGGUGACGGGCAUUACAGCCAUCUUGGCUUUCCCCAACCCGUACACACGUCGCAGCACCAGUGAGCUAAUCUCAGAGUUGUUUAAUGACUGUGGUGCUCUCGAGUCCUCCCAACUAUGUGAUUACAUCAAUAACCCCAAUAUGAGUCGUCCCGAGGAUGACAUACCAGACAGACCGGCCGGGCCAGGGGUGUACACCGCUCUCUGGCAGUUGGCGUUAGCAUUAAUCUUUAAGAUAGUCAUCACCAUCUUUACUUUUGGCAUGAAGAUCCCGUCAGGGUUGUUCAUCCCCAGUAUGGCGGUUGGAGCUAUUGCUGGACGGAUAGUGGGCAUUGCAGUGGAGCAGAUGGCCUACCACCACCACGAAUGGAUCAUCUUCAAGAACUGGUGUCGCCCUGGUGCAGACUGUGUCACCCCUGGGCUGUAUGCCAUGGUGGGCGCCGCAGCCUGUCUUGGUGGAGUCACUCGGAUGACAGUGUCUCUGGUGGUCAUCAUGUUCGAGCUGACCGGCGGGUUAGAGUACAUUGUCCCUCUAAUGGCCGCCGCUGUUACAAGUAAGUGGGUGGCGGAUGCGUUCAGUAAAGAGGGGAUUUAUGAGGCACACAUCCGUCUGAAUGGUUACCCGUACCUGGAUCAGGACGAGUUCACCCACCGCACACUGGCCACCGAUGUGAUGCGACCGCGCAGGAACGAGCCGCCACUCUCCGUCCUCACGCAGGACUCCACCACAGUGGAGGACGUCGAGAUGCUCAUCAAAGAGACGGACUAUAACGGUUUCCCUGUGGUCGUCUCGCGUGAGUCCGAGAGACUCAUUGGUUUUGUCCAGCGCAGGGAUCUGACCCUGGCUAUCAAGACUGCACGUCAGAAGCAGGAUGGCGUGGUGAGUAACUCAGUGGUGUACUUCACCGAGGACGCACCACAGCUGCCAGCCUCAAACCCUCAGCCCCUGAAGCUGAGGCGCAUCCUGAACCUGAGUCCUUUUACUGUCACUGACCACACACCUAUGGAGACUGUGGUUGACAUCUUCCGCAAGCUCGGCCUUCGCCAGUGCCUUGUCACUCGCAGCGGGCGGUUACUCGGCAUCAUCACUAAGAAAGAUGUGCUACGACACAUGGCCCAAAUGAUGAACCAGGACCCUGAGUCGAUCAUGUUCAACUAAAAAAGCCUAUCUCCGUCUUUGACCUUUCACCUAGUUAGGCCAGUGACCUCAUGAACCUUACAGUCUGUAAAUAGUGCAACACUACUGUAACUGCAAGUAUUUAAUCGUGUAGAAAUGUAAUAUCAAACCUUUGUGUUUUGGGCCAAAAAAGUUCAGAAUCUGAAAUGAAGACCUUGGAUGAUGUGCAUGGCAACAUUUAGAGGUGAUUUCAUCAAUAAUCAGGUACCAUUAUGUUCACAUAAGUAUUCAAAACCCAGCCUGUUGUGAGUGACAGUCGGACUUCUGUAAAACAGUCAGAUAAAAUAUGAUCUGACAGUAGAAGGCAUUAAUAUGCUUCCAGCUCCCCUGAUUAGCAUUUUCUGUUAUUAUCGGCUCAGUAACAAAAAUCUCCAUUGCCUCACUAAGCUGUUGUGCAUCGAGUGCAAAAAAGGUCAAGUGUUUUAAGUCACUGUAACUUGUGUUGAUCUAACUGCUGCUGCCAUACUCCUUUUUUUAACUUAAAUCAUUAGGCAUUGUUGUUGUAAUUUAUAAAAUUUUCCUUAUUAUAAAGGACUAGACGAACUAAAAUAACACGUACAUAAACGGGAACUUUAAUCAGUUCGCUCUGGAGGUACUUUAUUUCAUGCAGGCUAUAAUUACAGGAUUAAAGGUAAGAUACUGAUUAUAUUAUACGAUUAGCUCUUACAUUCUAGGGAUUCGAAAUAUUUAUUAUUAUUAUUUUAAUGUGAAUAUUUAUUUAGACCUGAUACAAAAUGUCAGAUGUGCUACAUUUUUUGCGAUUGUUGUACAUUUUUAUGAUUUAUUUUUAUGUGCACUUUCUGCGGUUGCUCAAUACUAAAACAAAAUGGCAGAGCAGUAUUAAAUGGCACGAGCCUUUUUGUUUUAAUUGGCAGCUACAUGCACUUAUGAAUUAUCUGGAAAAACCUGGAAAAGGGAAUCUGCAAUUUUAAUUUCAGCUUAUGAUUAUUAAAUGAUUUAAUCAA
Tachysurus vachellii is the source of this 3487-nucleotide messenger RNA. It is a transcript of the gene clcn4, whose product is annotated as chloride channel, voltage-sensitive 4. The transcript is spliced from 12 exons. NCBI's taxonomy places the organism in Eukaryota, Metazoa, Chordata, Actinopteri, Siluriformes, Bagridae. The coding region runs from base 198 to 2504 and encodes 768 amino acids. Gene Ontology annotation, molecular function: voltage-gated chloride channel activity. The record is from RefSeq and is a predicted model, not a curated record. Gene Ontology annotation, cellular component: early endosome; synaptic vesicle; membrane. Gene Ontology annotation, biological process: chloride transport; transmembrane transport.